Mus pahari (shrew mouse) is the source of this 1088-nucleotide messenger RNA. It is a transcript of the gene C4H4orf46, whose product is annotated as chromosome 4 C4orf46 homolog. The transcript has 2 exons. NCBI's taxonomy places the organism in Eukaryota, Metazoa, Chordata, Mammalia, Rodentia, Muridae. Bases 61 to 396 code for a protein of 111 amino acids. The record is from RefSeq and is a predicted model, not a curated record.
GAAAGGCAGUUGGUGUGGAUUCGGUUGCUCGGUCCGGUCCCGCGGCACCAGCUCAGCCCCAUGGCUGACUCUGAGGAGUUUCGGGCUUCUUCGCCGCCGCCGCCGCCUCCCUCAUCUCCGUCGUCAGGCGCCUCUUCGUCGUCCCUCAGCAUGCCAGUGAGUUUGGGCUGGCGGGAUCCGAGCAGGAGUCACGGUCCAACCGUGGACCCGCUGGAGCAAGUGGAGCUGCAGAUCGGAGACGCGGCAUUUUCAUUAACUAAACUUCUCGAAGCCACAUCUGCGGUAUCAGCUCAAGUGGAAGAACUUGCCCUGAAGUGUACAGAAAAUGCACGUUUCCUUAAGACAUGGCGGGACCUCCUGAAAGAAGGCUACGAUUCCCUGAAGCCCAACAACUGACUUGCAGAUGUGACGCUUAAUGACUUGCACAUGAAAUAUUUGCACAUAGAGUGCAUGUAUGGGGCUGCCUGUCUCCGGACAUUUAUACAGAGAAUGAAACUUUUCUUGGUAUUCUGGACUUUGUGAAAGCAGAAUACUGGGCUCUUACAUUUGCUUAUGUGUUUUCUCUGAUAUGGCAGUAUUUACCUUAGAUGCUUUCUGCCCUCUAAACUUUUGUCGACUCCUUUAUGAGAGCUCAUUCCAUCAGUAAGUAAUUGUCACAAUAGUGCCUCCCUGCAGCCAGGUCAUUAUUUGUUUUGUGAGAAGAUGACAAGAAUGCUUAAGUUGGGAGUUGAGCUUGGUGAUGAGGAUUUCAGGUACGUAUGUGGUCCAACUCCAUAGGACACCUAUUCGAAAACUGGUGGUGGCACUUUACCUCCUUAUCCCAGUUCCUACAGCCAGGUCACAACACUCACUGUCUGUGAAGAAGAUGAAUUAAUUAAAAGCUACUUUUGAUUCCUGUCUUUUAGGAUGAAGACUGUUUCUCUAAGAAAACUGUAUGAAUCUAAACUUCAUUGGCUUGAAGGAAAAAUUCUCUCUUUCAUUCUCUCUAUUUUAAUGGGAAUCUGACAUUUUUUCUGUCUUGAAGCAGUCUUCCUGGGAAGCCCAGGCUUCUGUCUUAGGGGCCGGGACUACUGGUGUGCAAGAGUUUU